UUGCAAGUUGUAAGGCGGUGUUGAGGGUUAAGUAGUCUCCGCAUUCUCGAAAAACUUCCGACUCGGACGCCUCUUCUCUCUCUCUCUCCUCCCCUUUCCAACCAAAAUCAGAAAACUCCGAGGGUUGCCAAAGAAGAAUCUUCCCCAUCGGAAAUCCCUCUAACCCUAACCCUAAUCCUAAAAUCUGUCAAUCGAACCUCGAAAAUUUCACAAAUAUGUCGUUCAAUCAACCAAAAGAGGACGAGAAUAAUGAGAAUCGUCGUCUCUACAAUCCGUACAAAGACUUAGAAAUCCAGGCCCAGAAGCUCUAUCAGCUUCCCACCCAACCCGAAUUCCUUUUCCAUGAAGAAUCCGUCCGACAAAGCAGAUCUUGGGGUGAGAAUCUCACCUACUACACCGGUUGUGGCUAUCUGGCCGGAGCUUCCACCGGCGCCGCCAAGGGACUCGUCGACGCUAUCCGUACUUCAGAACACGGUGAUACCAUGAAACUCCGUGUUAAUCGUGUCCUGAACUCUUCCGGCCUCACCGGUCGCCAGUGGGGAAACCGCGCUGGAGUCAUAGGUCUCAUGUAUGCUGGUCUCGAGAGUGGGCUCGUUAAGUUGAGGGAUACUGAUGAUGUCAUCAAUAGUGUGGUUGCUGGGCUUGCAACCGGGGCUCUCUUUAAGGCGGCUUCGGGUCCUCGGGCUGCUGCCAUUGCUGGUGCCGCUGGCGGCCUACUUGUUGGAUGUACGGUUGGGAUGAAGCACGCGCUCAAGAGAUACAUCCCAGUCUGACUCGAUUUUGUAAGGUUGGGAGACUUUACAUUUAAUUAUUUGCUAGUUGGAAAUUAAAAAGUUCGCAAAUUUUGUUGUGAUGAAUGAAUUAGUCAAUGCUGCAUUUGUUUGUUUCAAUUUGUGGCGUAAUACGGUUCUUAGUAUAUGAUUUUUCUUCAAUUUCGUAGGUAUUGCUCGGCAUGAUUGAAAUGCAAGCUACUUUUAUGAUGCUGUUAAUUUGUAAAACUUUUUUAGAUGAUCAAUAAUACUACAGAAAAGGCUUAGACUUUGCCUUCUAA
Molecule: messenger RNA, 1051 nt
Organism: Spinacia oleracea (spinach)
Lineage: Eukaryota; Viridiplantae; Streptophyta; Magnoliopsida; Caryophyllales; Amaranthaceae
Product: mitochondrial import inner membrane translocase subunit TIM23-1
Exons: 1
Coding region: 216-773 (185 amino acids)
Biological process (GO): protein import into mitochondrial matrix
Cellular component (GO): TIM23 mitochondrial import inner membrane translocase complex
Molecular function (GO): transmembrane protein transporter activity
Source: RefSeq, a predicted model, not a curated record